AUGUUCUCCUUCGCCACUCUCAGCACUCUCCUUUUCGCCGGUGCCGCGAUCGCUGCUCCCAGUGUUCCCUCUGUCACUGUUCAGGCAGAGGAUGCCGAGGCCAGCGCUGCUCUUGCGGCUCAGACGGCCGAGAAGGUCGCCGCUCUCCGUAACGCGCCGACGUACAUCGACCGUCUCAAGCUUCUCGAGGACAAGGACUUCGUCUUCGACUUCAAGAACCCGCCUACCACCGACGGUGUUACGCGCGGCGCAGGUGGAACCACGGUCAACGGUAUCCCUACCAACUUCCCUGCCAUCACCGGCACGGGUGUGUCCAUGACCGUCGGUUUCCUCAACCCGUGCGCGAUCAACAGCCCGCACGUCCACCCUCGCGCCUCGGAGAUCAACUUCUCGAUCAACACCACCCUCCAGGCAGGCUUCCUCCUCGAGAACGGCGAUUCCUUCCAUCUCGUCGACAUCCCGGCUGGCUCUGCCGUCGCUAUCCCGCAGGGCGCUAUUCACUUCGAGAUGAACCCCUCAUGCGAAGCCGCCAUGUUCGUCGCCGGCUUCAACAACGAGGACCCGGGUGUCACCUCGAUCGCUCAGCGCUUCUUCGGUCUUCCCCCGACGGUUGUCGGUGCAGCCCUCGGCGGCCUCGGCGUCGUCGAAGUCUCCGAGCUCGCCUACCUCAUCCCGGACAACGUCAUUCAAGGUGUUGACGAGUGCCUCGCCCGCUGCGGUCUCGAGCCCACCAAGCAGACCACGGCCGAGCAACAGCCGCGCAUCUCCGCCAACGCCUACCCCGAGGGCGCGCUCGAGUCUGCCACUGAGGCUCUCGCUGCUGCGAACACCGGCGUCGCGACCGCGAUCAUCCAGCAGACCGCUGCUACCGCGACUGCCGAUGCCGCUUCCUCGUCUGCGGCUCCGUCCGCGACCUCGACGUCUGCGUGGAAACGCAACGCGUACCCUCAGCCCACUGUCUUCCCGGCAUUCUGA
Molecule: messenger RNA, 975 nt
Organism: Peniophora sp. CBMAI 1063
Lineage: Eukaryota; Fungi; Basidiomycota; Agaricomycetes; Russulales; Peniophoraceae
Source: the annotation of a GenBank genome assembly